AUGUGCGACAUAAGCUUCAAGACCGAAGAUCGAGAAGGGGUCCUAGCUCCCCAUUAUGGUGCCCUUGUAAUAUCGCUCACCGUGACGAAUUGCCUGGUGAAGAGAGUAGUAGUGGAUAGUGAGAGCUUCGGCAACAUCAUCUUCCAGACCGCGUAUCAAAGUCUAGGAUUAAAAGAUAGUAUCCUGACGAAAAAGGUAGUCCCACUCGUGGGAUUCAGCGGAGAAAUUAAGCAUACAGAGGGGGAAAUCAUUCUCCCAGUCUACGCUGAAGGAGUCAGCAUGCUAACCAAGUUCCUAGUCGUCGACUGCCAGUCACCAUAUAAUAUUGUCCUCGGAAGGCCUUGGAUUCCCGGCAUGGGGGCUGUCCCCUCGACACUCCAUCAAGUGAUAAAGUUCCCCACGCCCUGGGGUAUGAGAGCAAUCAAAGGAGAUCAAGAAAACUCCCACUCCUGUUAUCAGAUUACCCUCAAGGGAAAAACCGGAGUCCCGCAGCGAACCCAAGAGGGCCCUUCAUCUCAACAUAUGGAGGAACCCGAAGUCGAAGAAAUGGACGAUGUACCCCUGAUUGAAGGAGAUCGAACUCGUAAUCUCAAAAUCGGUUCCAAGCUCGCCGAGGGGGAGGUUGAUAGACUUCCUCAGAUCCAACUCUGA
Brassica napus (rape) is the source of this 651-nucleotide messenger RNA. RefSeq lists its product as uncharacterized. Lineage: Eukaryota; Viridiplantae; Streptophyta; Magnoliopsida; Brassicales; Brassicaceae. The coding region runs from base 1 to 651 and encodes 216 amino acids. The transcript has a single exon. The record is from RefSeq and is a predicted model, not a curated record.